AUGUCCACAACCGAUCAUCAAGAAGCUGAUAUCGAUUCCAUAGUUGAUAGAUUAUUAGAAGUUAGAGGUUCAAGACCUGGUAAACAAGUAACAUUAUUAGAACAUGAAAUUAGAUACUUAUGUACUAGAGCCAGAGAAAUUUUCAUUCGACAACCAAUUUUAUUAGAAUUGGAAGCUCCAAUUAAGAUUUGUGGUGAUAUUCAUGGUCAAUAUUAUGAUUUAUUAAGAUUAUUUGAAUAUGGUGGGUUCCCUCCUGAAGCAAAUUAUUUAUUCUUAGGUGAUUAUGUUGAUAGAGGUAAACAAUCUUUAGAAACCAUUUGUUUAUUAUUAGCUUAUAAAAUCAAAUAUCCUGAAAAUUUCUUUAUUCUUAGAGGUAAUCAUGAAUGUGCUUCAAUUAAUAGAAUUUAUGGAUUUUAUGAUGAAUGUAAAAGAAGAUAUAAUAUUAAAUUAUGGAAAACUUUUACUGAUUGUUUUAAUUGUUUACCAAUUGCUGCUAUCAUUGAUGAAAAAAUAUUUACCAUGCAUGGUGGUUUAUCCCCUGAUUUAAAUUCUAUGGAACAAAUUAGAAGAGUUAUGAGACCAACUGAUAUUCCUGAUGUUGGAUUAUUAUGUGAUUUAUUAUGGUCUGAUCCUGAUAAAGAUAUUAGUGGUUGGAGUGAAAAUGAUAGAGGUGUUUCAUUUACAUUUGGUCCUGAUGUUGUAUCAAGAUUUUUACAAAAACAUGAUAUGGAUUUAAUUUGUCGAGCUCAUCAAGUGGUUGAAGAUGGUUAUGAAUUUUUUUCAAAACGUCAAUUAGUUACCCUUUUUUCAGCUCCAAAUUAUUGUGGUGAAUUUGAUAAUGCCGGUGCCAUGAUGAGUGUUGAUGAAAGUUUAUUAUGUUCAUUUCAAAUUUUAAAACCCGCUGAAAAGAAACCAAGAUAUCCUCCAGCAAAUGCUCCAAGAACUGGUACUACCCCAAGAAAACCAAAAAAGGCCACCAAAUAA
Molecule: messenger RNA, 984 nt
Organism: Scheffersomyces coipomensis
Lineage: Eukaryota; Fungi; Ascomycota; Pichiomycetes; Serinales; Debaryomycetaceae
Gene: GLC7
Product: type 1 serine/threonine-protein phosphatase catalytic subunit
Exons: 1
Coding region: 1-984 (327 amino acids)
Biological process (GO): chromosome segregation; regulation of mitotic cell cycle
Cellular component (GO): cytoplasm; nucleus
Molecular function (GO): protein serine/threonine phosphatase activity
Source: RefSeq, a predicted model, not a curated record